Molecule: messenger RNA, 1654 nt
Organism: Pseudopodoces humilis (Tibetan ground-tit)
Lineage: Eukaryota; Metazoa; Chordata; Aves; Passeriformes; Paridae
Gene: MCTS1
Product: MCTS1 re-initiation and release factor
Biological process (GO): formation of translation preinitiation complex
Molecular function (GO): RNA binding
Source: RefSeq, a predicted model, not a curated record
GGCGCUUCCGGCGGCCGCCGAGGGAGGGACGGCCCGGCCGGAGCCGCGUGUGAGCAGCGCCGAGGCUGUGGGUGCCCGCCCGCCCGCCGGCCCCGGCCUGCCCGCCCGGCGCCCCCCGCCCGCAGGAUGUUCAAGAAAUUUGAUGAAAAGGAGAAUGUAUCAAACUGUAUCCAGCUGAAGACUUCAGUUAUUAAAGGUAUAAAGAAUCAACUGAUUGACCAGUUUCCUGUUAUUGAACCAUGGCUAAACCAAAUCAUGCCAAAGAAAGAUCCAGUCAAAAUAGUAAGAUGUCAUGAACAUAUAGAAAUCCUCACUGUGAAUGGGGAAUUGCUGUUCUUCAGGCAAAGAGAAGGCAUUUUUUACCCAACGCUAAGGUUGCUUCAUAAAUACCCAUUUAUUCUCCCGCAUCAGCAGGUUGAUAAAGGUGCCAUUAAAUUUGUCCUGAGUGGAGCUAAUAUAAUGUGCCCUGGCCUGACGUCUCCUGGAGCAAAGCUUUACCCUGCUGCUGUUGACACUGUCGUUGCAAUAAUGGCAGAGGGAAAACAACAUGCAUUAUGUGUGGGAGUAAUGAAGAUGUCAGCUGAGGACAUUGAGAAAGUCAACAAAGGGAUUGGUAUUGAAAAUAUCCACUAUUUAAACGAUGGCCUUUGGCACAUGAAGACAUACAAGUGAAACAACAGGAACUGUUACUCCAAAGGAAUGCACUUAGAUUAAAUGUGGACUGCUUUGUAAUUCCUUGUUUUUAAUGUGACUGAAUGUACAAAUUAUUUUGUUCUGUGGCUAUGCUAAAUAAAUCAAUUGAAUGCAAAAGUACUGUUAGGCUACAAUAGUUUUCUAGAUUUCUUUUUAUUACAGUUAUUUUGUUCUGUCUUAAACCUGAGUCUUCAGUGACUGAAGAUAUUUGAUGAGAUUCUGCAUGGACUGUAAGUAGACUAUUUCAAAUAGAAAGGAGGAAAAACCCAAGAAAUGUUUACAUUUUUGUGCUCUUCUAAAAGACUAAUAUAAAGUGUGUGUGAAAUAUAAAUAUAGUUUAUAAAACCUCAGAAGCAUUUCAGAUUUUUUCUUCUGAUUGACAUUCUGUUAGUCUACCUAGUUUCUUGAAUGUGGAGAAAUCAGGUUUUUUGACAUUUUUUAACUUAUUAAGAGCAUUAAUUUCAUUUUACUUAAGGAUUUUCUCUUUUUAAUAUGCAUUUAUCUGUAUAGGAUUUAUGAACUCAGACUGAUAUGUGGAUUAGAAAUUCUUUUAUGGUGGCUCAUACCUGAAGACUCUGUGUAUGUUCAGAUUUCUACCUGCCAACACUUUGAUACUGCUCUCCUUCUAGUGGAGUUUGUAGUCAUGGUGGCCACGCUCUGAGUGAAGUGUGUGCCACCCUGGUGCCUGAUGCUCUCUACUCCCUAUGUGCUGCCUUAUUUUAGGAGCAGAAACAAAAUCACUGUUAAAUAAAGGCAUGACAGCAAAACAUGUUUUUCAGUGUAGCCAGGAGAAACUUUUUCAGGUGGAACUCAGCUUGUGCGCACUGCCACAUAUCCCCCGCUACAGAAUGGAUUCAGGAGCACUGUGUGUCUGUCUGGAUAACCCAGUCUUUUGUUCAGCAUACCCAAAGCUAUGCCUAUGGAAAAAUGAAAUACUGUAAUAAAUUAAGGAAACCUUUAA